Molecule: messenger RNA, 1290 nt
Organism: Kickxella alabastrina
Lineage: Eukaryota; Fungi; Kickxellomycota; Kickxellomycetes; Kickxellales; Kickxellaceae
Exons: 1
Coding region: 70-1134 (354 amino acids)
Cellular component (GO): U2-type catalytic step 2 spliceosome; Prp19 complex; U2-type catalytic step 1 spliceosome
Molecular function (GO): pre-mRNA binding; metal ion binding; U6 snRNA binding
Source: RefSeq, a predicted model, not a curated record
UUCAUUAUUGCCCUUAUUAUAUUUUUACGCUUACUACCUUAAACACCUUAAUAGCCGAAUAUUGACAACAUGGGCGAUUCCAGUGGAGAAGAUGUUGAGUUUCCCAUUCUGUGCGAAACAUGUCUAGGAGAGAAUCCGUAUGUGCGGAUGACAAAGGAGAAGCACGGCAAGGAGUGCAAAGUUUGCAACAAGGCGUUCACUAUAUUUAGAUGGCUUCCAGGACGCGGUAUGCGGUACAAAAAAACAGAGAUUUGUACGAUAUGCGCAAAGCUCAAAAACGUGUGCCAGACGUGUGUCCUGGAUCUCGAGCACGGCCUGCCAGUGCAGGUACGCGACACCGCGCUAAGCAUUCAGGACAACGUACCACGGGAAGAGGCCAACCGGCGCGACUACCUUGCUAAAAUGGCCAAUGGACUGGAAGUUUUGGGUGAGCAGACAGACUUUAGUGGCAAGGCACAGCCGGCUGGCCGCGAGAUGCUCAAGCACAUGGCCCGCAAGGAACCCUACUACAAGCGCAACCGCGCCCACAUUUGCUCUUUCUUUGUAAAAGGAAUAUGCACGCGUGGCAACGAGUGCCCGUACCGCCACGAGAUGCCCCAGGGCGAUCCGGAGCUGGCCAAGCAGAACAUCAUCGACAGAUACCACGGAAACAACGAUCCCGUGGCCCGUCGCAUGCUGGCCCGCUCGUCGGUGACAAUGAAGAAGGACAAUCUGGCAGUUGCGCCCGAGGACAAGAGUAUCAUGUCGCUGUUUGUUAUGGGGAUGGAUACGGCUGUGACGCAGCAGGAUUUGCGCGACCGUUUUGGCGCCUAUGGCGAGCUCAAGUCCAUCGUGGUGCCGCCCAAGGGCAACUGUGCUUUUGUCAACUUCAAGUCUCGUGCUGUCGCCGAGGCCGCCGCCGCUGCAGCUCUGGGCGGGUGCAUUAUCAAUGAAAAGUCGCUUAAAGUCGCGUGGGGUCGGCCCAAGCCUAAAGGUCCACAGUCUGAUAUUCAGAAGCGGCAAACUGAUGCUGGCGCGAACGACUCCAUUUUUGGUUCUGGUAAGACCAAGAUCCCGCCGCCGCCUGGCGCCCUUGGUGAUUCUGCAGAGUACCCUAGCCAAGACCCGACAGCGAUGGGUGCAGUCGGCAAGUGAGUAUUAUACUAAUAUCAAGAACAUACUUUGGGCCUGGGCAUUGGCGGCAGCCCAGUGUUGGCAAAAUGACAAUAUAAAUUGCUUUUUUUGUUUGUUUGAAUAUUGUAAUGAAAUUGGAUCCCCGGUUAAAGUGAAAAUAAAGACUACAAAUAUAAA